Messenger RNA from Branchiostoma belcheri (Belcher's lancelet), 2089 nucleotides. RefSeq names its product enolase-phosphatase E1-like. The coding region runs from base 179 to 1870 and encodes 563 amino acids. The record is from RefSeq and is a predicted model, not a curated record. The transcript is spliced from 10 exons. NCBI's taxonomy places the organism in Eukaryota, Metazoa, Chordata, Leptocardii, Amphioxiformes, Branchiostomatidae.
UCGCUACUGGGCCGUCAGACCUCUCGGCACAGAGCUGCGCACUUCGCACUUGCGGAUAGCCUUCUCCGGGACCUGACGUCACUUCAGUGCUGUGCUGCUGUAGUGCCUGGUGCCGUGUAGCUGCCCGUCAUCUUGUGCGCCCGCUGGAUAGGUAGGUGGAAGUGUGAAUAGCCUGGCUAUGGCAGACUCCGUGACAGAAGCCGUGACAUCUGCACCCGCGGGGGAGCCUGGGGAGGUGGCCGCUAGGGGGAAGGACGCUCUGGAGAAACGACCAAAGCAGGAUAACAGACACACCCUUCACAAUGGCGCCCCCACACCUGCAGUACUCCCCAAUGACGUAUUGGGCUUUCUGGAAGUGGCCAUGCCAGGAACGUUCCCUGCCGAUGCCGCAGGAGGGACUCCUGUAGUGACUGCAACUCAAGAGGCCAACGAGUCAGUAUCUGUCGUAUCGCAGAUAACGAAAGAACCGACCAACGCUCCUAAAGUAGUGGAGACUCAGGUAACACAGAAACACACAGGUGAAACACAGGAAACGCCAGUUCAUAAAAAAGCCCCAGUUACAAAACCAGACACUUCGAGUGUAGGACUGUCACCGGAAGUGUUGAACUUCUUGGAUCUGACUUUAUUGGGGGUGGCGGAACCAGAGAUGACCGAGGAUGGAUCACAGGCGGCACCCGCAACACCAGACACUCCUGAGCCUAAUGUAACAACAAGUUACACAGUCCGUGACCGUGUCCCACAGGCUUCAUCGGCAGCCAGCGUUGAACCAAAGAUAGCUGAUGAGGUUGUUGUCCAAGACAUGGCUGAGGAAGCAGCUACAGCGAGACAGGAGAUACCGCCUCAGAUAACACAGCCAGCCGUGGACGUGACUGUGAAGGUCACACCAACAACAGUCAAGGCUGAAGAAGAGGAAGCCAAGGCUGAAGUACAAAAGACAGAAGCUGCAGCUGAAGAUGGUCGAGUUGCUGCAGAAGUAGACCUGGAAGAGGUCUCAGAGCUUGCCGUUGAGGAGGUAAACAUGGCUCAAGAAGUUGUUUACCAAGAGGAGCUGGCCGCUGUUCAGACAGUCCCCCAGGCUCAAGAAGAUGUACACAAAGAAAAAGAAGCACCAAAGGUUGAAGUUGAAGACAUCGCGCCGGCGAAGACGGCUGAGCCUGAGGAAAAGCCACCAGUGGCAGUAGUUGAAGAACCGGUGACCGAAGUUACAGAGUCAGCAGCUGAAGUUGACAAAACGGCGAAGGAAGUUACAGAGUUGGCAGCGGAAGUUGAAAAACCGGCGAAGGAAGUUAAAGAGACGACAGCAGAAGUUACAACAGAGCCAGGGGCAGAAGUUAAAGAGCCGGCGGCUGCAGAAGUUACGGAGUCGACAGCGAAACCGGCGACGGAAGUUACAGAGUCGGCAGCGGAAGCUAAAGAGCCAACGACGGAAGUUGAAGAGCCGGCAACGGAGGCUGAAGAAGCAGCGGCAGUAACGAUCACGGAGAACGCAUCAGAACCAGAGAAGACUCAGGCUGAGGCGGUGGAGGAGGCAGCCCCGACAGCUGACGCGGAUAAAGCCAAGAAAUCACCCGUCGCUGCAAACACGGAGUGGACCGAAGAGCAGGUUAAGGAGUGGUCUAAAGAAGGCUACGUUCCUAUGGUCAAGAACAUGUUCCUCCCCUCCACGAUGCCCGUUUUGCCUAGCCCUCUAUUCUAUAUCGGUGUGGGGGCUUUGGCGAUCCUUGUUUUCUAUUUGACGGAAUCCCCCAUCAUGGCCCUCAUGACGCUGGUGUUGGUUCUUGUCCUCAUUCUUCUCGCCCGGCUGUUCUAUCUAUACAGGCUCCACGGCCGGUGCGCUGAGGAGUCGGCUGGUAAGAAAAAAUCAGAGUAAAACAGAGAAAACUUCCUGCUAGGAAAUAAUUAAAAAAUCGUAUACUCGGAGCUAGGACAUCAGCGGCCCACCAGAGAAUGCGUAAAGCGCUUUGUAGAAUAGGAUACAAAGUGAAACUGCACGCAAGCUGCUGUAGAUGGUACUAGUAUGUGCCCCUGAGCUCGUGCCGCCUCCGUGCCAACGGUGGUGCAUCUAGGCCUGCUCUAUCACCUAUGAAAA